This is a messenger RNA of Glycine soja, 1470 nucleotides long. RefSeq names its product protein MAIN-LIKE 1-like. Gene Ontology annotation, biological process: meristem development; meristem maintenance. Bases 1 to 1470 code for a protein of 489 amino acids. The record is from RefSeq and is a predicted model, not a curated record. NCBI's taxonomy places the organism in Eukaryota, Viridiplantae, Streptophyta, Magnoliopsida, Fabales, Fabaceae. The transcript has 6 exons.
AUGGCUAGAACACGAGGUUUAGGUAGACUUAUAGGCAGAGAUAGACAGGAUGACCAUGAUGCAGUUGAUGUUCCCGAGAGGCGUAGGCCUACUGCAUCAGCCCGUAAGCAACGGGUUCAUCAGAUAAUUGCGGAUGCACCUGAUAUGGCUGAGGAUGUUCCUGACAUGACUGAGAAUGUCCCUGAUAUGGCUGAGGAUGCACCUGAGAUGACUGCGGACGUCCAGGGUGAUGAUGGUUCCGAGGGGUCAGAUGUUGAUGAUGUUGAGGGAUUCCCAGGUGGGCCACGUGACCCAUCAAUGCUGACAUCAUUUGUGGACCAUGUUGCACACGCCGUUUGGAGUGGACAUGAGCGUCUUGAUUUGAAGUUGGUGUCACAUGGGAGGAAGGUGACAUUGAUUGGGAGGCCAAUGCCUGAGAUUGAAGGACUGGUUGGUGCCACAGGAUUAAGUCCACUGAUCGAUUGUUCAGUUGUUACUGGCGAUCCUAGACUUAUAUCCGCAUUUGUGGAGAGGUGGUACAGCGAGACCAGCAUCUUCCACCUUUCGGUAGGAGAGUUGACGAUCACAUUGGAUGAUGUGUCGUCACCCCUCCAUUUGCUUAUCACUGGCGCGUUGCACAACUUUCAUGCUCUUUCUGCGGAGGAGGCGAUAUUUUUGUUGAACGAGUUGCUUGAGGUGUUUGCUGAGGAGGCUAGAGCCGAGACAGCACGAUCACGUGGGGCAUACGUACGGCUGGGAUGGACGUUUUUCGCGACCUGGGGUCAGAGUGGUGGUUAUGCUUGGGGAGUUACCGCGCUGGUUCAUAUGUAUGACCAGUUAGAUGAGGCUUCUAGGACCACCACACGACAGAUUGCGGGAUACCUGACUCUGUUACAGUGCUGGAUCUAUGAGCACUUUCCUAGUGUGCAUCAGUGCGCCACAGAUGAUACAUACCAGGAGACAUCCCCACGUGCUUCCCGGGGGCUGACGUCGAAGGCGCAUAUGAAGGGAAUCAUAGGAGCUCCGUACAGGGCACGUUGUGAUGCUUUGACCAUCACAGAUGUGUCUUGGUUGCCUUACACUGAGUAUCGGGGAGUUAGGGCCUUUGAGCUGAUUUCAUCAUUUCAGGGUCAGCUGAGAUGGGGUCAUAUGGUGGUCACAGCUCGACCGGAGAGGAUAUCUCACCCAUUCAUGAUACCGAUCCAGGCAGGUGACCAGCCCAGAGAUGCACCUGCCGCAGACCCUGAGGAGUACAUGCAGUCGCCCAGCCCCCAGGUUCUAGUGGCAUUUGACCCCCCUCCACAUGCAGUGGAUGAUUACGACGGCUAUGAGGCGAUUACACAGAGGUUGGAACGUGUGCUCAACCUUAGGAUGGUCACUGCAGACAUAGAGUUAUAUGAUAUUAUGCAGGAUUGUCUGACGAUCGCCAGAGGGGGAGCUAGUGCUGAUGGAAGUGUCAGGGCUCGACAGAGACGGCGCACAGAGCAUUGA